This is a messenger RNA of Mus pahari (shrew mouse), 671 nucleotides long. Its product is annotated as high mobility group protein B2. Gene Ontology annotation, biological process: regulation of transcription by RNA polymerase II. The transcript has a single exon. The record is from RefSeq and is a predicted model, not a curated record. Gene Ontology annotation, molecular function: DNA binding, bending. Gene Ontology annotation, cellular component: nucleus. NCBI's taxonomy places the organism in Eukaryota, Metazoa, Chordata, Mammalia, Rodentia, Muridae. The annotation marks the transcript as partial.
UCGCCGGAGCUUGGGGAAGGAAGUCUCUCUCCGCGGAGGUCUGAGGGAAGCAGCGCUCGCGCCAGGUAGACCAUCCCCGCGCCGUCGUCAUGGGCAAGGGUGACCCCAACAAGCCGCGGGGCAAAAUGUCCUCGUACGCCUUCUUCGUGCAGACCUGCCGCGAGGAGCACAAGAAGAAGCAUCCCGACUCGUCGGUCAACUUCGCCGAGUUCUCCAAGAAGUGCUCCGAGAGAUGGAAGACCAUGUCCGCAAAGGAAAAGUCCAAGUUUGAAGAUCUGGCCAAGAGCGACAAAGCUCGCUAUGACAGGGAGAUGAAGAACUAUGUUCCUCCCAAAGGGGAUAAGAAAGGAAAGAAAAAAGACCCAAAUGCUCCGAAGAGACCACCGUCUGCCUUCUUCCUGUUUUGCUCUGAAAAUCGCCCAAAGAUCAAACUUGAACACCCUGGCCUGUCUAUUGGAGAUACUGCAAAGAAACUGGGUGAGAUGUGGUCUGAGCAAUCUGCCAAAGAUAAACAACCUUAUGAGCAGAAAGCAGCUAAACUAAAGGAGAAGUAUGAAAAGGAUAUUGCUGCAUACCGUGCCAAGGGCAAAAGUGAAGCAGGAAAGAAGGGUCCUGGUAGGCCAACAGGCUCAAAGAAGAAGAAUGAACCAGAAGAUGAGGAAGAGGAGGAG